AUGAUUGUGAAGGUGUUGAUGUUGUUGUUGGGUCUUCAAUUCACCUCCGUGGAUUCAUGCGCUGCUCGACCAGAAGGAACAUGUGAAGUUGGGUGGAUGAAAUUCAGUCGAAAGUAUGUUGAGUGGUGUGUCAAAUUUGUCUAUGAAAAAAACAUAAACAAAACAAGGGCUGAAAGUAUCUGUGAUGGUUUCGGAGCUGAGUUAUCAUCGAUUGAAGAUACGGACAUGAGGUAUGAGUUUAAAUCGGCAAUGUCGGAUUCUGGAAUAACCGGACGGGGUGCUUGGGUUGGAAUAGCUGAAUGCAAUUGUGGAGCGGCCAUCUGCUUGAAGUUAUCUGGAUGUGGUAGUGGAAGCUACUAUUGGACCGAUGCAUAUUCUUACCCAAAUGAUUUGCUAGAUACUAAAUGGUUCAGUGGACUCAGCGCAUAUGUACCUGAUUCAGGAGUGCUUAUGGCUGAGGGUGGUGAGUAGAAAAGACUGGAUAACGUUUCCAAGUUUUGAUUACUAAAGGAGACCACACGGUGAUCCCAUUUAGUAAUUAUCUUCUUUAAGGGGGGUUAGACGACAAAAAAAUUUGUCGCAAAGUUAAAGGCAAAAAAAAAAUCAUAUUUUUAGAUAUCUGGGCGGUUUGGAGAAAUAACACAGAAAAAGCAGAUGGUGUGUUCUGUGGGAAAGAAGCGACUUAUUAAAACUUGUGCAUUCUGUUGCUUGAUAAACUUGUUGUUUGCAUUUUUGUUCGUAUUAAGUGCAAUAUAAAAAAAAAUAUUUUUAACACACAAACCGGAAAAAUAUUCUUUCAAAAUUCGAUUCUUUGACCGUAGAACAAGAAAAACAAACAAUUACGAAAUUCACGGCAUUUUAUUAUGAAUAAAACCAAAUUGUACCACUUUAAUUAGAAAAAAUGUAAUAAAAAUAUUUGUAUAAAAGCCAAAUGAAAACUAACACAAUACAUCACACCAGAGAUGGUUAGAAAAUUCUUGAUAUUCUUGUUGUGCUUGCACUUUCCAUCGUAUGUGGAAUCUUGUGGAGGUCAAUCUUGUGAAGAUGGCUGGACAUAUUACAAAAGAAAUACAACUGGAUGGUGUAUGAAAGUCGUGGCUCAACAAAAUAUCAACAAAGCCGAGGCCAAGAAGGUUUGCAGUGAUUUGGGAGCUGUGAUUUCAUCAAUUGAUGAUUCGGCAAUGAACGACAGGCUGUUGAAUUUGAAAAGUAUUACGGGUGCCACAAAAAUUUGGCUUGGUGCAGAUAUGAAAUCUGAAUGCCUAUGUGGAGAGGAACUCUGUCUCACUACACCCGAUUGUCCGAAUGGAUAUUAUUGGAGUGAUGGCUACACGACUUCCAAUGACUACAUCUCUAAUAAUCUGAUUAUGUUUUCAUUAGACAUUAAUAUCAAUAAUGUGUAUGUAAUGAAGUAUUAUCCAUCUGAUGGACUUAUUAUGAAUUCGAUUCCGGGUAAGUGAAAAAAAAUGAAAUUAACAAAAUCACGAACACUUUUAGAACUCGAAAAUGUUCAAUCGACUGGCUCCUAUGACUCCGUUAUUUGUGGAAAAAUUUCUAAUUUUUAA
This is a messenger RNA of Caenorhabditis angaria, 1565 nucleotides long. The record is from the annotation of a GenBank genome assembly. Lineage: Eukaryota; Metazoa; Nematoda; Chromadorea; Rhabditida; Rhabditidae.